AAUUUUGUUGACAACAGUAGCAAAGUUUGCCACUCAUUACGAAUUUACGAGUAGUCCCUACAAGUCUCCACUCCACUUCAUAUUUUACUCGUUAUCUUCCUGCAAAGUGCAUAUUGAACACCACAUCCAACUAGCUCUCACCUUGUCCAUCAAUGGCGUCUUCAGAAUACACCUUAUCAGUGGUAGAGAAACUUCGAGAAGCCAAGAAAAAAUCCAAUAAAUCUUACAGCCAAAUCGCUACCGAAACUGGUCUCACCAACGUCUACGUAGCCCAGCUUCUUCGUCGCCAAGCCCAAUUGAAGCCCGACACUGCUCACAAGCUCCGGGCUGCCCUACCCGAACUCACCGAUGAACAUAUUGAGCAUAUGAUGAGUCCUCCUUUUCGAUCAUACGAUCCUGAUUUGAUCCAAGAACCCGCCAUUUAUCGAUUGCAUGAAGCAACCAUGCAUUUUGGUGAGAGCAUUAAAGAAAUCAUCAACGAGGAGUUUGGUGAUGGCAUCAUGUCGGCCAUAGAUUUCUACUGCUCGGUUGAUAAGGUCAAAGGUGCAGAUGGAAAGGACAGGGUUGUGGUUACUUUUGAUGGGAAGUAUUUGCCAUACACGGAACAGAAGUCUGAGCACAUGCUAUCAAGACCGAGGGAUUGAUGAAAAUGAAGAGUGUUCUGUUCGUACAAACUUCUUCUGUUGUCUGUCAUUUAUUUGAUGUAAAUGAAGCCAUAUGCUAUCAAGAAAUUGCAACUUCUGCGAGGGGCGGAGGGCUCAUAUAGUCAUAUGUUGUAGCAAAAAAAAACACAUUUGUAUGUUGUACUAAUAUUUGUUUAAGAAAUAAACCAGCUUUUUAGCAUUUGCAAUGUAGUGUAUUGUUUUUAAA
Molecule: messenger RNA, 870 nt
Organism: Spinacia oleracea (spinach)
Lineage: Eukaryota; Viridiplantae; Streptophyta; Magnoliopsida; Caryophyllales; Amaranthaceae
Product: cyanate hydratase
Exons: 4
Coding region: 153-644 (163 amino acids)
Molecular function (GO): DNA binding; cyanate hydratase activity
Source: RefSeq, a predicted model, not a curated record